This is a messenger RNA of Miniopterus natalensis, 4358 nucleotides long. The record is from RefSeq and is a predicted model, not a curated record. Lineage: Eukaryota; Metazoa; Chordata; Mammalia; Chiroptera; Miniopteridae.
UUGUCACCUCCUCCACCGACGUCACUCUCCCUAAGAAGGUGCCUUCUGUGGCCCUUAACCCUUGAAUGCAUUCCACAGAGAGUAUGGAGGCCUAGAUCCUAAGAGCUGUAUUAUAAAGCGCUACUGUGAGAAAAGAUUUGUGUCUAAAUACCUUGCGACAAUUGGAAUUGACUAUGGAGUUACAAAGAAGCUUGUUUCUAUGGAAGGAGGUCCCGUUAGCAGGGUACAAGUCAGAGACAGAGAAAUCAAAGUUAACAUCUUUGAUAUGGCUGGACACCCCUUCUUCUAUGAGGUACGAAACGAGUUUUACAAGGACACACAGGGUGUGAUGCUGGUCUAUGACGUCGGGCAGAAGGACUCCUUUGAUGCCCUGGAUGCGUGGCUGGCAGAAAUGAAGCAGGACCUCGGACCCCAUGGGAACAUGGAAAAUGUUGUAUUUGUAGUGUGUGCCAAUAAGAUCGAUUGUACCAAGCACCGCUGUGUUGACGAAAGUGAAGGGCGUCUUUGGGCCGAAAGCAAAGGGUUCCUGUACUUUGAAACUUCAGCGCAAACGGGAGAAGGAAUUAAUGAGAUGUUCCAGACAUUUUAUGCCUCCAUAGUUGAUUUAUGUGAAAAUGGUGGGAAACGUCCUAUCACAAAUAGCGUUGCUAGUUUCACCAAAGAACAAGCAGACACCAUUCGCAGAAUUCGAAAUAGUAAAGACAGUUGGGACAUGUUGGGAGUCAAACCUGGGGCCUCCAGGGACGAAGUCAACAAAGCGUACCGGAAACUGGCCGUGCUGCUUCACCCUGACAAGUGUGUGGCUCCUGGCAGUGAAGAUGCCUUCAAAGCGGUUGUGAACGCCCGGACAGCCCUGCUGAAAAGCAUCAAGUAGGAAGUAGAAAGAAGAGUGUGGGGCUCAGUACAAACAGACUUUCCCUGGAGGUAAAGCAGCCAACGUGGAUUUUCCUCCACAAAAUCCCACUGCUCUUUUCACUCAUGUGUUGUCAUCUGUAAAUCAGUAAUUCCAGUGCCUGUUACCAUUCACAGAGAGAAAUGAACCAAGAGAAGACGAAGAGAAGAGAUCCAAGCGCCGCCUGGGCGCCGUAGCUCAUUCCAUGUUUCCAAGCUGAGAUCAAGGGCUCCCUUAGGCACCUCGCUCAGGAAAGACCCCGAGGUUUCUGGAGGGAGGAACCCCUGAAAGUUUGGUGUGACCUCACAAGCAAGUUGCGCCUUUUAGAAUGAGUUCCUUAGGUGGUAUUUUAACCAUCAAUCUAAAAUUAAUGAACUCUUAGCAGCCCUUUGGAAGUUUGUGAAACAAAGCGAUACAAUUCUGAGCUAAGCAGCCCCUUUAUGACAUUUAGUCUGUUCCUUUCUCCAGCCACCAGGGGGAGAGAUGAGCCAGUCCUAAGAAUACAAGCAGCGGCAGCCACGCUUCUGAGUGCAGUGACUGCUGCUAGGCCUCUCCCUGGCUGUGGAAAUGGGUGCUGGUUGCUGUAAGGAGCAUCAUCACCUAGGAAUGAGGACUCAGACCCAAGACAGCUGCUGCUGCAGUCACACUGGAUUGUGCACACAUCUCCAGAGGCACAGGAGCCUGGCCUGGCACGUUUGAUGCCUCAGGAGAGCCCUCCAUGAGGCUUAUGCCUUCUCUUGUUUCUGCAUCAUUUGCCACAGACAGGUGGGAAAGGCAGGGGUCCUUCUCAACAAGCCAGGCUUCCUCUUGGCUUCCUUGUCAGCGUUAGUUCCCUCUUUUUCUCCGCUCUUGUUUUCAUACACCGCAGCUGCCCUCAUGUCCCUCUCCUUGAAUCCCUGGCUUCCACCCACUGCCUUCUCCAUCCUGUCCUACAAGCCUUGACCUGAGCCUGGUUGACCAGAGGCCAGUGUGGAUCCUUUGGGUGGUGGUAGAGGGAGAGAUCUUAAAGCCUGUGUGGGAGGAAUCUUCAUAAUUUUGCUUGGGUUCCACAUUUCUGAAUAGUAAUAUUUUAAACUACAGAUUAUGAAACUUAAUGUCACAUAGAACAAUCCAUUUUUCUGCCAUAGUCUCCUCAGUCUCUAAGGGAUGGGUGAAGGUCAAGUGUCAGGCCUAGCCUUCCUCUCAGAGCUUCUACACCGUUCUCACUGGGUGGCUCAUCACCUCACCACUCAUUAUGAUGCUCAUGUUUUUAGCUGUGACCACCCUGCACUGAUUAGGACUUUACGGUACCUGAAACAGUACUGUCUGUGAAUUUUAAACAGCUAUCCCAUAUUGAUCACCAGUUAGCAUAGCUUACAGCUAAGGAGAAAAGCCACUUUUAUUUAAUUCACGCCCAUUUCAGUCAUGUGGAUUCUUACCCUCUCAAAGCAGCUUCAUUCUGUGGCUGCCCUUGGGCUGCAUGGAGCUUGUUGUGAGGAAAUCAGAGCAUCUUUUCUAGUCUCAGUUCUCAUCUUGGUGAGGAUGAAAAUUUCUUUUUUAGGAAUUGAGAUCUGAGAUAACUAUUUCUUGUGAGAUUUUCCUCUGGCCUUUUAAUUUGAACUAACUCUGGGACUGCAGAGCUCCAGCCCAAAGUUCUUCUGGACCUAAAUGUUGCUUAAGGCCUUCAUCCUGCCUACAGUAAUUGAACAUCGAUCUGUUCCUGCUACAGAAUUUAGGAGUCGUAUGGAUGAGGGAUCAUGCAUGGUGGUGUCAGUGCAAAUUGACAUGACAGCUCACGGAGCAUGUAGCCUGUAUAAACAGCUGGUGCCAGUUUUUAUCACUGGCAUUCAACACUGGGUCAGUCACCUCAUUUAACUGCAGUGCAAGUGUGCUGCUGAGCAGGUACAGCAGAGAGUUCUUUAGGGCUUCCUUCUGUCCCCUUAUGCAAUGACCGACUUGUUGGAAUUUAGCCUAAUUUUGAUUCUUAGGUCUUGGGACUCAGUUCCCAGCACCUCACUGUGACUGUCAAGGAUGGCCAUGUACUCCUUCAUUAUGGGAAAGAAGGGAAAACAGUGGCGCUUCGGGGUCCUGGGAUUUUCCUGACUCCCAUAAUUCUUGAGUAGAAUAUCAAAAGAUAAUGAAACAUGAUCUGCAAUGAAAAGGCUUUUUGGUAUUAACUGCAUCCAUCAACUUAACUUCUUGGUGUAAAUAUGCCCUUUGUAGUUCAACCUUUAAAUUAUUCAGCCAGUUAGGGUCUCAGAAUACACCAGUGAGAACACCCAACUGGCAGAGUAAUUUCAAUGGCUAAAAAAUUUUUUUGUAGAGAAUCUUGUUUUUAAAAAAGGAAUAAAAAGCUUGAACAGCUAUUAUUAAUUCCACACCUGAGUCACCAAGAAUUAAAACUUUUAAAGCUCGUUAGAAAUCCCUGGAGGCAUUUCAAAUUAACCGUCCGACCUACCCAGGCCCUUUAAAGUGCACCCGCUUUGUUCCGUGCCCCCCUUUCCUGCCCCCUCCAGAUCGGUGUUCUCGGCUGUCGGCUUUGCUGUGACUUCAGCAUCGUCAUUUUACUUCACGUAAGCGUGUCCCGUGUUUUGUUAGUCUGUCCACUUAUAAGUCCAGACUCGGGUGUUGUGCUGGACCCAACACAAACUGCCCCUAUUCCGCAGCUUCACACGAUUCCUCAAGGCUCACGUUUACCUCAGGAAACUUGCUCUAGUGUGUUCUCAGCAUUGCAUUCUCAGCUGGUCAGUAUUUCUUUAUGCCCAUAAACUAGUACCUAGUUCACGUUAGUUAAGUGAGCCGUAGAUAAGGCAGCUGAAUUCCUGAAAGAAAGGCCGAGUGGGUGGCGGCGGUGGCAGUGAGGCCGCUCCUUGCAGAGCAGUGACUGUCUAGAGGGGAGGGUGCGUUUCAGCUCCGAGUUGGAGAGGGCAGAGCUGUGUGCACACUGUGCUUGACCGUGACAGUGCCCUUCCCAGUAACUUCAGUGGGCAUUGGAAUGUCACUCCCUUCUCCACUGCACUCCAGCUCACUGAGUCUGCCAGGAAUUUGGUAAAACUUUUGAAAAUGACUUUAGCUGCAAAAUAAAGCUAACCACCUUCCAUUGCAAGUUCUGCAAAGUGGAAAGAGGUUCAUACUUCUUGUGAUUGGUAUUUAGCACAAUUGUAAGACACAGUUAAUUCUAUUUGUACAUUGGUUUUUUCAUUAAACAUCUCUAGAGAAGACAGAAGUUUAAACCGGUGAUGUGGAUACACUGGCUUGUGUCUAGCAAGCCAGGGCAGUCUCGAGCUGCGCAGUGAAGGCCCUGUGGGUGAGACCACUGCUUGGACAGUUGGACACUUUGGGUGGCUUCCUGCAUCGGUUGGUUGCCCUUUGACUGUGAAUGCAGAGUUUCUAAACAAACCUUUUGCUCGUACGAGGUAAUUUACAUAUUUGCUUUUUGUUGAAAUAACUGAAGAUGUUAAAUCUAACAGUUGUUUAUGUCUUGUAU